UGCCUAUUCAGUAGUGGGCGGUUACAAAAGAAAAAUCACAUGCAUUUUACGUUCACAGGCACAAGUAAUGAUCCUACAUACCGUACUGGUACAGAAGUUCCAGUUUUCGUCCAAACUCACAGAAACGUCACCAUUUGUAUUUCGUUAUGUAAACGGAUAAUUACACCACUCAUUUCGAUACAGAUUUAUAUUCGCAAAAUAAUGGCAAACAAGGAUCGAAACAAAACAAUAUUGCUGGAAUUGGGGAAACUGCCAGACAACAAUCAAUGCGCAGACUGUGGCGCGCCGGGUGAGUGACAAUGUAGUUCCAUUUAAAUCCUAGUCAAUUCAGGAUAUGAGUUAUGGAUGAAGUUGCCAAUGAGUGUACUGUUUGUUCACAUGAAUUAAAUAAACCCAUGUUCUGUAUGUGUGUGGUGUGUUAAAUAAUCAUGUGUAGGGUAAAUGCUUGUGUGUGUCAUCUAGAUAUUGCAUUCUCCCUACUUUCAAAGCACGUUAUACACAACAAUAACAACUUCUACCUACAAGGCCUGCACGCUCAUUAGGCAGGAUUAGGCGACCGCAUAUGGCGGCAGUUUGAAGAGGGCGGCAUUUUCUGAGCAAAACUGACCAAUACGCACCUCCAACAACACAUACAACCUCACAUAAUUCUGUCCAAAAACAAUGACAAUUUCUCUCAACCAGUGGCAUAUGGGCAUUUUAGGUGAGCGCUGAUGCCGCCCUGUGAUAAGUAGUGGCCACUUUGUUAAAGGCAGGGGCGCAAACAUAUUUAGCUUGUCCAUUCCCAGCGCGCCUCUCCGGAGUGCUGUUGGAGAGACAUCGCUGCCAUGCUCCACCAACGUUCCGUCAAAAAAAACGUUCUAACAUAAAUCAUGUAGCAUAUAUAGUAGCCUAUAUGGUAGAAAUAGGAUGUGGCAUUUUCUGUAGCCUACAGGCUGGAGAUGAAAUGUAUGACAAUGUAAUGAGACAUCGUGCAGGUUUCUCCGAUCAAAUAGCCUAACCUAAAUGGCGCCCAAUCAAAUAAAAAAUGUGCUGACAUGUUAACGAACAAUAUAUUGGGUGCGUUCAUAAAUUAACUCUGGCUAUCUACUCCCAUUUCAGAGCACUCUCGUCUUGUGCCAGAGCGCAGAAUAACAUGAAUUUACGAACGCGCAACACCCGUUGAAUAUGACCGGUGUCAGUAAACGUCGGCAAAAAAAAAGUUAUUAAAUUGUUGCCAGCAGCACAGUUACAGUCACCAACGUUCUAGAUAACAUGAAAACAGCCUAACCAGUUCUGCUAGUACGAGUAAAAUGGUCAGAGUGAGGUGUUCUCUCAUUUGUGUCUGGAAGUAGCUAGCUAGCCAAGUUAGCUUGUGUUACUGACUGCGGUUGUGAGGUCAGAACGCUCGGAUCAACCCUACUCCCCCGCCGGAGCGUUCAGUGUGCGCUCUCAACGCUCCGAAAGCGAAACGCUCUGAAUUCACGAACGGACCAUCUAACAACGCUCUGAAUAUACGAGGGCACUCUGCCAGUCCUAAAUUAAUUUAUGAACACGCCAUAGAAAUAUGCUUACACAUUCGAAUGUCUCUCACCCUAUCACACAAUGUUAUGCAAAUUAGUUGCUGUAUGUGACGAUGAUGCUGGGGCAUGCCGAGGGAGAGUUUUUCGAGAGGCACUUGUGUGCGUCGGAUUAGUUCUGGGGUGCACUGUGUUCAUCCAAAUAAAUUACAACUUGUUUAUUUUAUGGGAAAUCGUCAUCCUAGACUGUUUAUGCUAGUCAACAAACUACAUGUGAAUUUCGGUGGCCUUACAGGCUCAUUACAAUAUCCUAAAAACAGGACAGCACCAGCCAUUACCACAAGCCCUUCCUCCCCAAUUAAGGUGCCACCAACCUCCUGGGGUGUAAACACAUUGCAAAUAGGCUCAGUAUAAAGUUGGGUAGCUGAUAUUCCGAGUUUAAAUAGCCAAAUUGAUUAGUCACAGGAAUCAGGACUAAUAAAGUCAAUGCAAUGGCCUGUUUUACAAACAGUGGGCCUAACACAUGGAUGGGCAUGCCAAAAAUUCCAUUGCAGGCGGACAGGGUAGGCUACACCCCAGGAAGCACCGACAUCUUUUGGACCAACAGUCAUUUUUUGGUGCAGUCCAGACCGGCCUUGAUUUCCACAUCCACGGACGUUGGUUUUUGGUCCGGUCUGGACAAGCCUUGAUUUGGGCCAAACAUAGACGUCUACAGUAUGUUUGGUUCAGAUUUGGUCCAGUCUGGACCAGCCUUGAUUUGAUCCAAACAUGAUCUAUAAAUUACAUAUUUUCAAAUUUAAUUCAGAACCGAAAAUGAACCUGAUUUCAAUGUCCGGAAAAUACGUAUUUUCACCUUUCAUUCAGAAACUAAAUUGAACGUAACGUCAACGUCUGGAAAAUAUGUAUUUUAGACGUCUUUUCAACUUCAUUUUGCUUACUGGGACUAUUCUAGUUUUGCAGGGGCAGCAAUAUUUUUGACUUGCCUAGGGCGGCAGAAUGGCCAGGACCAGCCCUGAUCACCAUUGACCAUUUUGAUAGAUAUCAGUGAUUUUCAGUGCUGAUUGACACCACACAGAGAUGGUCAUUCAUUCUUUGAUCUCUGUUUUUCCAUAAGCUUUGAGUGAUCUUGAGAGUCUUGUCUCUUUCUGGUGAUCCUCCCGUCCUCUGCAUACACUGUAUAGAUCCUGACUGGGCGUCCUAUAAGCUGGGUGUGUUUGUGUGUCUGAACUGCUCUGGAGUGCACCGCAACCUGUCCAACAUCAGCCGCGUCAAAUCCAUACGGCUCGACUUCUGGGAUGACGAGCUAGUGGAGGUACUGAAUGGAUCUCUUACAGCAGUGGUCACCACCAACCAUGGUUCUGGAGAUCUACAGGGUGUUCAGGUGUUCAUUCCAGCCCAACACUAACCAGAUCAAUCCAUCAACAAAUCAUCAUUAAUUUUUGCUGGGGUGGAAUUAAAGCCUUCACAACCAAUAUCUCUUCAAGACCAGGUUUUGUGACCACUACAUGACAAUUUCACUCCUGGUCCUCAUCUUGGAGGACCACUUUUGAUACUGGUUUGGUUUGCAAUCUUAAUUAAUACAAUAUAUUUGUGUUCUCUGUUUUCUUCUUUUGGGGUGUUUGUUUGUGAACGAAGUUCAUGAAAACCAAUGGAAACGCCACAGCCAGAGCCGUCUAUGAGAAAGCAGUCCCAGCGUUCUACUACCGGCCCCAGCAAGAAGACUGUGCGUAAGUGUUGCCAUCCCAGGUCAUUUCACUACUUCACUGACACUACAGUGUACUUGACAUUGGGCACUAGUUUUUGUAAUUUAAUGUCUGUCCUCAAAUCAUCCUCUGGCUGGUGGUACAAACGAAUGGCAGCAUUUAGAGAAGUUGAAGGAUGCUGACUUUGCACAGCAAUGUAGGAAGAGGAAGGAAAGGAUUGUAUUGUUUAAAAAAACUAAAAAAAACAGAAGUGGUACUUCUGACAAUGGAAUUAUAAAUAAUUUAACCAGUCAGUACAUUUUUGUCUCUCCCUCCCAAUGAAUGUUAAAAAAAAAAAAAAUGCAAUGGACAAUGCUUUGGGUUUCUAUGCACCCUGUCUAAAGCAAUGCAGGAGAAACUCUGGACUCAAUGAUCCGAUAAGCCUGUUAUACUGUAGAACAUCUCAUCCCUUUUACCCCUAGUGUCCUAAGGGAGCAGUGGAUAAGAGCUAAAUAUGAGAGGACAGAAUUUACCGGCGAGACAAAGUAUCCUCCACUGGCCUACACGACAGGUGAACUGGCUUUACUGCUUGUCUGUGGACGUUCAAAUGACUUAUAUUAUAUCACAUAUUAUAACACUUAUAACACAUAUUAUAACACAUAGAACCUCUGCCUUUUCUUCUAUAUUUCUAUAUAUAUUCUAUUCUUUUAAUUUUGGUCCUCUGUAGCUCAGUUGGAAGAGCAUGGCUCUUGAAACGCCAGGAUAGUGGGUUUGAUAAAAGCGUCUGCUAAAUGAUCCAUUUGUUUUUACACUGCUGCUACUCACUGUUUAUUAUGUAUGAAUAGUCACUUUACCUCUACCUACAUGUACAAAUUACCUCGACUACCCUGUACCCCCACACAUUGACUCGGUACCGGUACCCCCUGUAUAUAUAGCCUCGUUAUUGUUAUUUUAUUGUGUAACUUUUUUUAUUUUUUUUCCUUAGUUUAUUUAGUAAAUAUUUUCUUAAGCCUUUCUUGAACUGCAUUGUUGAUUAAGGGCUUGUAAGUAAGCAUUCACGGUAAGGUCUACACCUGUUGUAUUCAGCGCAUGUGACAAAUACAAUUUGAUUUGAUUUGAUACAUUGAAGUGUCUGCUAAAUGACAUACAUUGAAACGCCUGCUAAAUGACACAUUGAAAUAUAAAUAUUGCCCACAGUGAGGCAUUUUGCAGGGUCAAUGUAGUUUGUUCAUCAUAGAAUGACAAGAAAAACCUGUUCUUGCCACACUGACACUUCUGUGGCAGAGCAUCGUUUACUUGAGUGAAAACCACACCCAGGGACAUGAUAGAGGGCACAUUUCUUUAGAGCAAUACCCACAUGUAUUGAUGAGUUGCGGAAAUGUAACAGAGUACAUUUCAUUGGGUCCAUUUCAGGUUUCUAUGAAGGGAUGUUGUGGAAGAAGGGGAAGGAGAAGGGACAGUUUCAGAGAAGGAAGUUUGUUCUGUCUGAGAAGGAAUUCACCCUGGCUUACUACAACAAGGAGGAUGUAAGUGUGAGGUCAUUGACUUGCUGGGUAGCUUUGCUGCAGGGCUACAUUACUAAACUGUUUAUGGUCACAUACUUUGAAAGUGUGACUCUACUGAAAGGUGAAAAGAGUUCAGUGCCAUAGAUCUGCUAAUAUUUACAAGGGUUCACUUGUGAUUCAUCUUAACAUUUAUCAUUUGACUAUGACGUACGUUCAGUUUUAUCUCAAGUCAGGCUUACAAAUACUCCAACUGUUGACUGUCUUAAGGCACAUUGUUGUGUUUUCACUGGGCUUGCCUUGUACGCAUCAUCACUCUGCGCCCUCAGCCGUCCAAAGGGCCCAAAGCGCUCAUCUCCAUCAAAGACGUGAAUGUGACCUUUCAACCUGAGAAGAUUGGUCACGCCCAUGGUUUGCAGAUGACCUACCAGGAAGACAGCCACACCAGAAGCCUUUAUGUCUACCACGAGAGUGGAGAGGUAGGCAUUUCUUUCUGUAUUUCUCUCUUCAUUAUAGAAGAGUAGCUUUUGUAUAGCCUGGUGAUCAACGAUCUGUCACUGUGUGUUUUAUCCAACUCCUUUGCCAUAUGUUUGUUAUGAAAGUGAAAACUACAGAGGAGUUGGCUAAAUCACAAACUGAUCUCCCGGUACUACCAGGUGAGAUAAGAGAAAGACGUUUGCCGUCACAUGGCCUCAUCCAAUACGUGAGGAAGUGAGCAAGAAGCAAUGCAAAAAUAUUUACAACUUUGCAAAACAAGCUUUUGUUCGUGCUUUUGUCUGAGAUCUUUGCCGUUCCGCUUGUAUUCACAGUUAGUAGGAGAUCGUUUUUAUGGCAUCCUCCUGUAGCAGAUUAUGCUGUAUAUCAGUGUGUAAAGCUUACUAGUCUUCCCUGCUCAGGAGAUUGUCAACUGGUUCAAUGCCAUUCGUGCUGCUCGCUUUGCCUACCUGAAAACAGCAUACCCCACAGGAAGUGAUAAAGAAGUAAGUGUUUAUUAGACUAUAUUUCAGUAAAGUUCUCUCUGGUAUAUGCCCUUCUUUUCAACCAUGUUUGUACUGGCACAGUAUCUCUAUUUCCAUCAAAUCAGAGGCUACCAAUGUCCCCCCCACAUGAAUUUGGUAUUUUGAUUGUACCCUGUAGACCAUUCACUUUAGGGUGUAAAUAUUGUACUAUAAAUUGUGCAUUCCUGUAUUAUACUUAUGCUAAAAUGUCUAUUCUAUUCUACUGAGCCGUUUACUUUAUGUUCAUAUUCUUAUAUGUUCAUAUUUCUUAUUGUUGUUGCAUUGUCCAGAAGGAACCUGCAAGUAAGCGUUUCAUUGGACAGUGUAUACCAUGUGUAUCCUGUACAUACGACUAAUAAAACUUGAAACUUUAGGGUGUUGUUAUGCCAUGUGAAGACAGACUUUUAUGAACCAAUGCAUUAGAGGAAGUUCUACAAGUUUCAGAUUUGAGAGGGUGCCUAAGGAUAUAUUCAGCAACCGUAGCGAUCAACAACUACCAUUGCAAUUAGCAAUAAAUUAACUGAUACUUAUAAAUGCUUCUUCUGUAUUCCUCUUCAUUAUGUGUAUUCUGACAGUUGAUGACUAGAAUUACAAGAAACUACCUCAAAGAAGGAUACAUGGAGAAGACAGGUCCUAUGGUAGGUAGUUACUUUGUGAUUAUCAUACUAAAUAAUGACAUUGGAUAGAAGAAACGUAAAGUGACCUGGUUGUUACAAUGUAAUCGCAUUAUGAACAUAGUGACAAUAAAGUGUAUUUGUUGGGUAGCAAAAGGAGACGUUCAAAAAGAGAUGGUUCAUCUUGGACUCCCAAGACAGGAAGCUCCUUUACUUCAAAAGCCAGCUGGUAAGAAAGGAAUCCACCUCCUCAUCAUCUCAAAAGGGUGUGUGUGUGUGUGUGUAUUCGCUGUGUACGUGUGUGUGUGUACCUGUGUGUAUGACUCGAAUCCUAAUCUCUACACUAUCAGCAUGUUGUGUGUGUGUCUGUCUACUACAGGAUGCUGAGGAGCUGGGAGUUGUGUUCAUCGGCACAGAGACCAAUGGUUACUCAGUGAGUAAGUGCAUUCCCAAAAGGACCAGAGGCAACAGGUGGAGGUGUGGCAUCACAGUGGAGACGCCAGACCGCCAGUUUGUCUUCAUGUGUGAGCAGGAGAGGGAGCAGAGAGAGUGGGUGGAGGCCCUCAGACAGGUUAUCUCUAAACCCAUGCAGCCCCAGGACUACACCAGUAAGAGCCGUGUCACCAGUAUUCACACCACAGGAGGCUCCUGAGGGGAGGACGGCUCAUAAUAAUGGGCAGAACGGAGCAAAUGGAAUGCCAUCAAACACAUGGAAACCAUGUGUUUGAUGUAUUUGAUACCAUGCCACGGAUUCCGCUCCAGCCUUUACCACGAGCCCGUCCUCCCCAAUUAAGGUGCCACCAACCUCCUGUCACACACACACACACACACAUUAUGACAGACACACUAUGCACAUACUGUACAUAGUAUAUAUUCAUACACCAUAUGGUGAAUAAACUAAUGUACUCUUUUCUGGCUUGUCUUGUUUCAGCUGAAGCCAACAUCAGAGGGAAGAGAUGACUUUCAUGAGAGAGAGAGAGAGAGAGAGAGAGAGAGAGAGAGAGAGAGAGAGAGAGAGAGAGAGAGAGAGAGAGAGAGAGAGAGAGAGAGAGAGAGAGAGAGAGAGAGAGAGAGAGAGAGAGAGAGAGAGAGAGAGAGAGAGAGAGAGAGAGAGAGAGAGAGAGAGAGAGAGAGAGAGAGAGAGAGAGAGAGAGAGAGAGAGAUUCCACCAACAUUGGCUGCAAAGCCCACUCUGAAAACUAUCACACUUGUGGAUUGCUAUCUACACUGAACAAAAAUAUA
Messenger RNA from Coregonus sp. 'balchen', 7534 nucleotides. The record is from the annotation of a GenBank genome assembly. NCBI's taxonomy places the organism in Eukaryota, Metazoa, Chordata, Actinopteri, Salmoniformes, Salmonidae.